UUCAAAAAAUGGCGGACCGUAUUCAGUGUAGAAGUCGAAGAUCAACGGAAAGUCUGUCAGCUAUUAUCGAAGAUAGCAUAUCCAAAACAUUACAAGCAAACGAAGAUAUUGAUAACAACGAAAAACAGCGAAUAUUUGACAGGUUCAAAGAGAUAUAUUCUGGGUGUAUCAAAAGCAACGUUGUGAUUGACGGACAGAGAUGGGAUGAAGCAUGUGGAGAUGAAACUGCAGAAUUCAAGCCAAUUGAUAUUGAGAAAAAGAACUACCUAAACACAACUUUAGUUGAGUUAGUGUAUGAUUCCACCUUGGAAGUUUGUGGCCGACGGAAAAAAUAUCCUCCAAAGCUCACAAUCAAUUGUAGAAAAAUUUUGGAAGCAAAAACGGUCCAAUGUGUAAAGACAAAAAUUCAGCUCCCUGGUGUUAAAGUGUGUUCACAUACAACUGAGAAUGGGCAGAAGAAUUCUCUGACAAUAGAAAAACUAGCUGACUCCUGCAAGGAACUGACUUCACAAAUUAAGUCUGUUCCAGAUGUAGUGGUUAAGACAGAAAGACUGAAGAAAUCAACAGAUAUGUUUAAAAACCACAAAAUGACUUUGCCAAAUGGUGUCUUGUUGAAUGACAGCAUAGUUUGCCCGCAUGAAGACACUUCCCUGCGAAGCAAGCUUCUCUUACAGCUUCAGUAGUCCUUCACUGGUGUUUGAUUUGUGUUUUGUCCUUGUUUUGUUCAGAUAUUAUGUUGUGGAACUGUUACACAUGUGUUACCAUUUUUAAACAAAUAUACAUAUUUUUAUGGAACUCUCCUUUUAGGCAUGACAUGUGACCUAUUUGCUUUUAAAAGAUAUAUCUGAUUUUGUUAAAAAUGUACAUAUAUAUAGUGUACUGAUAUGUUUAUUUUUUUGUGUCUGAUUAAAGUCCAAAGUGUGGUAAUUAGACAAUGAAUCAUAUAGCUUUUAGAUUUAUAUGUAUAGAGUUGUUGGGGUAUUGUUCCUCACAUGCCAAAAAAAAGUAUUGUCAAAGCAAUGCAAAAAUUAUCUCUUAGUCAUCUCUUAGUUUUUAUUGGUAUACCUGAUGGGUAAUUUGUUGACAACAUGUGAGGAACUUCAGCCCUACAGAUUGUCGGUCCAAAUUAACUCGAAGAUUAACAGAUCUGAAGCUCUAAAUCAUAGUGAAUUGUCAUAAAUGGCUGCUGUGAAACUUAAAAGUCUUAAUUGUAUCUUGAUUCAAAAUCAUUGUUUCAUAUAUUCUCUCUCUCUCUCUCUCUCUCUCAUACAAGCCAAAGUAUGUUACUGAUAUUGAAAUACAUGUAUAUUUGUUGGGAUAGUGCUUGAUAGCAGUUGUUGUUUUGUUGCCAAAACAUCCAUAUUUGUAUAUUUAGAUUUCUCUUCAGUUGAUUUUGUUAACAUUUUGGUUAUUUUUGUUAACUUGACAACUGCUAGUUACUUGUCACUUCAACUACUAAGGAUGGUUCUUGUAUAUAAUUGUAUAAAAUGUCUCUCACCAAUGAAUUCCAAAUAAUGCCAACAUUAUGCACUAUUUUCUUGAUGCGUUGGGAUACCAAUUGUUUAAAAAAAAGAGAGAGAGAAUAUUCUCUGUAACAUUUUAUUUCAGUAAAUUCGUUUCAAAGCAAAUGUAUCAAAAUAUUGUAUCACAUGUCUGCCUAGACUUUGUCUUGGCUUUCAUUCAUAUGAUAGUUUUCUACCAUUACCGGUACACUGUUGUCAAAUGGCUUGUGAUUUCAUUUUACAAAAGUACAAAAAAUGGUGUACAAAAUAAAUAUGAUAUUGAA
Molecule: messenger RNA, 1786 nt
Organism: Magallana angulata
Lineage: Eukaryota; Metazoa; Mollusca; Bivalvia; Ostreida; Ostreidae
Exons: 5
Coding region: 9-683 (224 amino acids)
Source: RefSeq, a predicted model, not a curated record